Rhodotorula toruloides NP11 is the source of this 1428-nucleotide messenger RNA. Its product is annotated as tRNA (m5U54) methyltransferase Trm2. Gene Ontology annotation, molecular function: tRNA (uracil(54)-C5)-methyltransferase activity, S-adenosyl methionine-dependent. The coding region runs from base 1 to 1428 and encodes 475 amino acids. The transcript is spliced from 5 exons. Lineage: Eukaryota; Fungi; Basidiomycota; Microbotryomycetes; Sporidiobolales; Sporidiobolaceae. Gene Ontology annotation, biological process: tRNA processing. The record is from RefSeq and is a predicted model, not a curated record.
AUGGUCAGUUUGCCUUCCAGCGACGGACUUGCGCUCCUCACGCCUUCCGGCAGCGACGCCCCGACUCGACUUGUCAGCGUCCCCUUCGCUCUCACUGGCGAACUCGUCCGCAUCCACCUCCACCGCCACGAACCCGACUACUACAUGUCGCACGGCGACUUACUCGAGAUAGUCGAGCCGAGCGAGCGCCGCAAGGCAGAAGUGCAGGAGCUGCCGGGACGGGUCCUGAGUGCCGAGACGAAGGAGAAGUUGGAUCAGGUUCGGGCAAAGUUCGGGAACAGGGUGCAGUGCCAGUACUUUGGCGAGUGCAGCGGGUGCCAGUACCAACCGCUCGCAUACGAGGAGCAGCUCGAGAUGAAGCGCGAUCUUGUCCGCCGCGCGUUCGCCAACUUCUCGCAGCUCGACCCGUCGCUCAUCCCCGAAAUUGGACCGACUCUCGCUUCGCCUCUCCAGUACGCCUACCGAACGAAGCUUACGCCGCACUUCCAGGUUCCGCCUUCGUCGAAUCCGAAUCGGAACAAGCGGAAGAAGGGCGGAGCGGAGGUCGAGGCGCCGAAAAAGGAGUGGGAGGUGACCAUUGGGUUUGAGCAGAAGGGACGGAAGCGGAUCGUUGACAUCGAGGAGUGCGUUAUCGCAACCAAGGUCAUCAAUGAGGCGAUGGUGACUGAGCGGGCAAAAGUCAAAGAGGACAUUUCGAAGUACAAGCGUGGUGCGACCCUCCUUCUGCGCGACUCGCUUCCUCCUCGACCAGCCGACGCGACCGCCAAGCCCGCCGACUACGCUCCCUCGACGGAACCGCACGUCUGCAUCACCGACCACCACGCGACGGUCCGAGAGCAGGUUGGCACGAAUGAGUUCGAGCAACAGGCUGGCUCGUUCUUCCAGAACAACAACUCGAUCCUGCCUUCUCUGCUCGACUACGUGCGCGAAGCGAUCGGUCCGCGCAAGGAGGGCGAGGAGCGCUACCUCGUGGACGCGUACACAGGCAGCGGCUUGUUCGCCAUCUCGCUUGCGGACCAGUUCGACCAUGUCGAGGGCGUCGAGAUUGACAAGGCGAGCAUCCGGUGGGCGAAGAAGAACGCCGAGUACAACAAGGGUCCUGGACGAGGCGAGGUCGGUUUCCAAGACGGCAAGGCGGAGGAAAUCUUCAAGGACAUCACCUUUCCGCCUGAGCGCACGACCAUCGUCAUCGACCCGCCCCGAAAAGGCUGCGACGAGCUCUUCAUCUCGCAGCUCCUCGCCUUCGCGCCCCGCAACGUCGUCUACGUCUCGUGCAACCCUCGAACACAAGCGCGCGACAUCGGCAUGAUCGUCAGACAGUCGACGGCGGCAGGCAAGCCUUACCGGAUCGACAGCGCGAGGGCGGCCGACCUCUUCGCCAACACGCAUCACGCGGAGGGCGUCGCUGUCCUAAGCAGGGAGGUAUAG